UUCGUGGCAGUGGGCGAAACCAUCGCGGACGACAACCCCGACGUGCGGCACAGCAUGGUGCUCGCGUGCAAGGAAGCCAGAGCUGCAGGUCGUGCGAUAGAGCGCGUGUGCGCAGGUGCCGACGGAGCGGGGGCUGGCAUGGUGUCAGCGGCGCGCGCUCUGCUUGCCUCCGUCACCAGGGUACUGCUGUUGGCAGACAUGGUGGUAGUGCGGCAGUUGUUGCUCGCAAAGGACAAGGUGGCGCGGUCAUUAGAUCGAUUAGAAUCGGUGUCCAACUUUGCGGAGUUCGUGCGAGCUUUUACGGAGUUUGGGGGAGGGAUGGUGGAACUUGCAAGACUAACGGCGGAACGACGCGCAGAUCUUCGGGAUGAGAGAAGAAGAGCACAAGUAGCUGCAGCAAGAAAUGUCCUUGAACGUUCAACGCUUAUGCUUCUCACUUCAUCAAAGACAUGUCUACGGCAUCCAGGCAGCGCGUCCGCCCGGGAAAACAGAGAUACUGUGUUCUGUCAGAUGCGGCGCGCUAUGGAUCUCAUACACUACGUCGUUCGAGACGGUCUCCCUGGGCAUGAGGAACAGUCACACGAGGCUGCACAAUGGGAGGCUGGAACGGCGUUAGGCGCGCUGCGUGGUCUGUCGACGCAAGUUCGUGCAGCGCGAGCCAGAGGGGGAGCAGACUCGGCACGGAGAAGAGCUCUCGCUGCCACGUUGCGUGCCCUUGUAGAAAGAACCCACGACUUCACAGACUCCGCCUAUACGUCGCACGAACACAGACAAAGGAUACUAGCCCUAGCUGAAAGAAUAGCCUACGAGCUGGAAAGAUUAGUAGCGGUUGCUGUGUCAUUAGAGGAACAAAAUGGAAACAGCAGCGGGGCUGCACUAGAAAGCGCAUGUACUGGAGCCACCAGUGCAGCGUCAGAACUAGAGCGAGCCCUGGUGGUCGCAGCGAGAGAUCAGGCCAAAGACCUUGCGCCCCUCGCUGAAGAAGCGAGGAAACUCGCUUCUGACCUUGCGCACAUAGCUAGUUCCUGUGGUGAGAGAGAAUCAGAGAGACUGCACAGUAUAGCGAGCCAACUUCAUGAGCAAUUAGAUCAUAUAAUUGAGGUUUGCAAAUUGCUCAGGCAUAUAGCGAUGUCGGAGACAUUACAAGUGAGUGCAAAAUUUGCGGAAAUCAACUUGCGGAUAUACGGUCCACAAGUGGUGACUGCCGCUCGGACGCUGGCGGCACAUCCCAGUAGUGCGGCAGCGAGGGAAAACCUAGAUGUGUUCGUAGAUAUGUGGGCGUGGCUGCUCGCCGAUGCAGCGCGACUCGCGAAGGAACUAUUAGAUUUAACGGACGAAAGACCAGACAAACAACAGUAUAGUAGUUUACCUAGACCUGGAAAACAUGGAACAACGACAAAGCCUUUAAAAGCUGUGAAAUUAGAUUCUGACGAGCAAGCGAAAAUUGCGAAGUCGGGAUUGGAAAUGAAAAUGAUGUCCUCUGAGAUGGACGCCGAAACUGAAAAGUGGCAAGGAGCUGAUGAAAAUAACGAUAUUGUGAAAAGGGCGAAAAAUAUGUCUUCCAUGGCCUUCGCUAUGUACCAGUUCACAAAGGGUGAAGGUCGUCUCAACACUACACAAGACCUCUUCACACAAGCUGAAUACUUUGCAGAAGAAGCCAAUAGACUGUAUAAAAUCGUUCGCCAAUUUUCCUAUCAGGUACCUGCCGGAACGAUAAAAAAGGAGCUGUUGGAACAUUUAGACAAAGUUCCUACGUAUGUUCAGCAGCUUCAAUUUACCGUGAAGGAGCCAACUGUGGGAAGAGCGGCAACCUUUAGCAAAGUCGACAAUGUAAUUCAAGAAACCAAACACCUCAUGAACGUCAUUAGUAAAGUCGUCACCACAUGCUUUGACUGCGCAAACAAGUACAAAUUGGACUUCACGGGUCUGUCGGCGGCUGGGGCCGGGCGGGGAAGCGCGCGGGACGAGGAGGCUGCGGGAGGGGCGUGCGGCGACGCGAAGCCCGGCGGAAGCUCGUCCGACACAGCCAUGUGACAGUACGGCAUGGGCCGGCGCGGCAAAGGCGACGCGCGCCGGACCAGGGUCAGCUUCCUCUUGUUUUAAGACAAACGUCUUACAACAACUCGUCGCCGCCGUCGGCUAUGCAAGCGGUAGAAUCUGAGUGUUCUUAUUUCUGGUGAAACAAAGCUUUUACAUAUCGAUCAACUAAUACUUAGAUACGAAACUGAACUAUUAAAAACAACUAAGGCAAAUUGUGCUUAAAAGUGCAUAGCCGCAAUGAUUAACGCUUUGCAAUAUGUCAUAUUGCAUUUCAAACUUAUAUCUAUUUAGAAAAUUGAGUUAACCCUAAAACACCUGAUAUUGUCAGGUCCUAGCGUUAAUUGAUCGAAAUAUUUUGUAAUU
This is a messenger RNA of Pararge aegeria (speckled wood butterfly), 2403 nucleotides long. It is a transcript of the gene alpha-Catr, whose product is annotated as alpha-catulin. Gene Ontology annotation, molecular function: cadherin binding; actin filament binding. The coding region runs from base 55 to 2034 and encodes 659 amino acids. NCBI's taxonomy places the organism in Eukaryota, Metazoa, Arthropoda, Insecta, Lepidoptera, Nymphalidae. The transcript has 12 exons. The record is from RefSeq and is a predicted model, not a curated record. Gene Ontology annotation, biological process: Rho protein signal transduction; cell adhesion.